Molecule: messenger RNA, 1086 nt
Organism: Akanthomyces muscarius
Lineage: Eukaryota; Fungi; Ascomycota; Sordariomycetes; Hypocreales; Cordycipitaceae
Exons: 2
Coding region: 1-1086 (361 amino acids)
Biological process (GO): C-terminal protein methylation
Molecular function (GO): protein C-terminal leucine carboxyl O-methyltransferase activity
Source: RefSeq, a predicted model, not a curated record
AUGUCUGCGCCCUCAAUACCGAACCUUCUCUCGUUGCGAGGCGGUCGCGGAGGACGAGGCGGCGCCCUUCGCUCACGUCGAGGCGGCGGUCCAGGCACUACUGGCGCCUAUCACGACUCGACGAUUCAAGGCACAGACACGGACGCCGCUGUGUCGCGGCUCAGUGCCGUUGACGCCGGCUACCUAGAGGAUCCUUAUGCGGCAUUUUUUGUUUCGCGGAUGGAUGGCCCCCCGCAGAGACGGUUUCCCAUCAUUAAUCGAGGCACCUAUACCCGGACUUCGGCGCUGGACGGGCUCAUUGAGUCGUUUCUGUCACCCGCGGCAGGAGACGCAGCCAGAUCAUCAGAGCGACAGAUCAUUUCUCUAGGGGCCGGCACAGACACUCGUCCUUUUCGCCUCUUUGCGAAAGCCGGGUGUCCCGAGCUCACAUAUCACGAAAUCGACUUUGACGUGACGAGCCGCAAAAAGCUUCAAAUUGUACAAGGAAACCCACAGCUCUCACGCUUAUUAACCAACCCGUCGACGAAAAGUCCGCGGACAUGGGCAGCACAACCUAUACACGAUAGUAGCGAGUACUACUGUCACGGCAUGGAUCUACGGGAGCUCGACGGCAGCAUCACAGACCCUCUAGACGGCCUUCGGACAGAUAUUCCGACGUUGGUACUAUCAGAGUGCUGCUUGUGCUACCUCAAAACCGAAGAGGCAGAGAGAGUCUUGCGCUACUUUACGUCGAGGAUCGCCAACGCUGCCACCAUCAUCUACGAGCCUGUGCAUCUCGACGACGCCUUUGGCAAUACCAUGGUGUCCAACCUUGCAGCGCGCAAUGUUCAUAUGCCGGGCAUGGAUCGCUACAGAAAUGCCAAGGAUCAAAUACAGCGGCUGCAUGAUGCAGGUUUUGGCGCUGCAGAAUGCAAGUCUGUCGAGGCCAUUUGGGAGUCGUGGAUCGACGCAUCGGAAAAGGAGCGCGUGGACCAGCUGGAAGGCUUAGAUGAAGUGGAAGAAUGGAAACUACUUGCUGGGCAUUAUAUUGUUGCGUGGGGAGUGAAAGGCCAAGGGCUCGGAACUCUGCUGCAGCCAAGUACAUGA